AUGGCCCGACGAUCGUCUCGGCCCGGGCCCGCAGAAGUGCCUAAGUCAGCGCCAAAACGACGCGCCUCUGCACGACUGUCCGCCCCACAGGGAGAGAUCAAAAGAAUCAAGUCAAAUAGCGCAUUGACGGACUCGGUGAAAUCCACCAGCAAGAAAAGCAAGUAUUUCGAGCCAGAGAGCUCCGCGGAGCCGGAGCUGAAUUCGAGUGACUCCGACGGUGGGGAUUCGGGCUCCGCUUAUGAGGAGAAAGAAUCAGAAGACUCACCGACUCCGGAGGUAGAAUUGGAGGCCUCCGAGAGCGACGAAGAACCCCGGGGCAAGGGUAAGCAGCAACGAAGUGGCACGUCUGCCAGCAGUCUCAAGGGCAAGGAGCUUUGGCGCGAAGGUGUUCGUACAGGACUAGGACCAGGGAAGGAGGUUUUUAUCGCAAAACCCCAGGCCCGAGAUGCUGGGGACGUGCCAUAUGAAGAUGAGACGCUGCACCCGAAUACGAAACUGUUUCUGCAGGACCUGGCCGAGAACAAUGACCGCCAAUGGCUGAAAGCGCAUGAUCCCGAUUUCCGCGCGGCAAAGAAAGAUUUUGAGACGUUUGUUGAGACGUUGUCCGCGAAGGUCUCCGAGGUGGAUAGCACUGUCCCCGAGCUUCCCAUGAAGGAUCUGAUUUUUCGCAUUCAUCGGGAUGUUCGGUUUAGCAAGAAUCCUCUUCCAUACAAGAUUCACUUCUCUGCUGCAUGGUCCCGCACUGGCAAAAAGGGCCCAUAUGCAGCGUACUAUGUCCACUUCCAACCUGGCUCCAGCUUCGUGGGUUGUGGUCUCUGGAACCCUGAGGCCGAUGCACUGGCGGCGCUUCGAGAGGACAUUGACACGUACGCAGAUCAAUGGAAGGAGGUGCUCCGAGCACCCGAGAUGCGUCGAGAGUUUUUGAAGGGAGCUCGUGCCGAGGAUGACGCGGUUGUGAAAGCCUUCGCGCAUCACAAUAGAGAAUCUGCACUCAAGACCAAGCCCAAGGGCUACGAGGCUGACAAUAAGAAUAUCGAAUUGCUUCGAUUACGAAGCUUCACGAUCGGACGACCCAUCACUGACACGGAAAUCAUGGCAGCGGAUGCGCAGGACCGGAUCGUCGCGCUGAUUGGGGUUAUGGAGCCCUUCGUGACGUAUCUCAACAGUGUUGUGAUGCCCGAUCAGUAA
Molecule: messenger RNA, 1188 nt
Organism: Penicillium pulvis
Lineage: Eukaryota; Fungi; Ascomycota; Eurotiomycetes; Eurotiales; Aspergillaceae
Product: DUF2461 domain-containing protein
Exons: 8
Coding region: 1-1188 (395 amino acids)
Source: RefSeq, a predicted model, not a curated record